CUUAAGUACUCAUCAAAGAGUCACCCCGGUGGUGCUGAUCACCGUCAUGACAAGAUGCGAGACACCACAGAUCCUUCGCCACCGAAUAAAAUGUUGCGGCGCUCUGAUAGCCCUGAAAACAAAUACGGUGACAACACAGGGCACAGUAAAGCAAAAAGUGUGCAUACUCACAGAGUUAGAGAGAGGGAUGGUGGGACCAGUUACUCUCCGCAAGAAAAUUCACAUAACCACAGUGCUCUUCAUAGUUCAAAUUCACAUUCUUCUAAUCCCAGCAAUAAUCCGAGCAAAACUUCUGAUGCAGCUUAUGAUUCUGCGGAUGAUUGGUCUGAACACAUCAGCUCUUCAGGCAAAAAAUACUACUACAACUGCCGAACAGAAGUUUCACAAUGGGAAAAACCAAAAGAAUGGCUGGAAAGAGAGCAAAGACAAAAAGAAGCAAGCAAAAUGUCAGUUAACAGUUUUCCAAAAGAUAGGGAUUACAGAAGAGAGGUGAUGCAGGCGACAGCUGCCAGUGGGUUUGCCAGUGGAAUGGAAGACAAGCAUUCCAGUGACGCCAGUAGUAUGCUCCCACAGAAUAUUUUAUCUCAAACAAGCAGGCACAAUGACAGAGACUACAGACUGCCAAGAGCAGAGACUCACAGUAGUUCUACUCCAGUACAGCAUCCCAUCAAACCAGUGGUUCAUCCAACUGCUACCCCAAGCACUGUUCCUCCUAGUCCAUUUUCUCUACAAUCUGAUCACCAGCCAAAGAAAUCCUUUGAUGCUAAUGGAGCAUCUACUUUAUCAAAACUGCCUACAUCCACAUCUUCCAUCCCUGCACAGAAAACAGAGAGAAAAGAGUCUGCAUCUGUGGACAAGUCUGUUUCCCAUUCUUGCACAACUCCUUCUACAUCUUCUGCUUCUGGACUGAAUCCAACUUCUGCGCCUGCUUCAUCUGCUCCUACGGUUCCUGUCUCACCUGUCCCACAAUCACCAAUUCCUCCGUUACUUCAGGACCCAAAUCUCCUUCGACAGCUGCUGCCUGCUCUGCAAGCCACCUUGCAGCUUAAUAAUUCUAGCGUAGAUAUAUCCAAAAUCAAUGAAGUUCUAACAGCAGCUGUGACACAAGCCUCUCUGCAGUCUAUACUCCAUAAAAUUCUUACUGCUGGACCAUCUGCUUUCAAUAUCACUUCCCUAAUUUCUCAAGCUGCACAACUGUCUACGCAAGCGCAGCCAUCUAAUCAGUCUCCAAUGUCUUUAACAUCUGACGCCUCAUCACCAAGAUCGUAUGUAUCUCCGAGAAUAAGCACACCUCAAACUAACACCGUUCCGCUUAAACCUUUGAUGACUACACCACCUGUAUCAUCGCAGCAGAAGGUUGCUACUCCAGGCGUUAAACAAGGACCAGCUUCACAGGCAGCACCUCAGCAGCCGGUAGUAGCUGACAAGCAGGCAGGUCAUGAACCAGCGUCUCCACGAAGCCUUCAGCGCUCAAG
Messenger RNA from Tauraco erythrolophus (red-crested turaco), 1475 nucleotides. The record is from RefSeq and is a predicted model, not a curated record. Lineage: Eukaryota; Metazoa; Chordata; Aves; Musophagiformes; Musophagidae.